Cherax quadricarinatus is the source of this 4187-nucleotide messenger RNA. The record is from RefSeq and is a predicted model, not a curated record. Lineage: Eukaryota; Metazoa; Arthropoda; Malacostraca; Decapoda; Parastacidae.
AUGACGUUGGUUGAAAUACUGUGGCCGGUAACAAGUGUAGGCGGGGUGGCGGGGGCCGCCGCCCACUUACCAUGCGUGGCUGCCCACCCCCGCCCAGGUGACACACCCAUCUUAGUGGUCUGGUACAAGGAUGGCGCACGCAGACCCUUCUACAUACUGGACCUGCGUGAGGGUGAGGCUCGGGAGGAGCUGAUUGAUCCCACCCUCAGAGACCGUCUUAGGGUCGAACCGGGGGGCACUCGCUUGACCCUUGACCCCGCGCGAGGCCCCGACACAGGCACCUACAAGUGUCGGGUCGACUUCAAUGACUCCCCGACAGUGUCGGCCAUCGUCACCCUCACUGUCUACGUGGUGCCGUCCCGGAUGGUAGUGCUGGACGCCAACAGUCGCCCCAUUCAAGGUGGUGUCCUGAGGUCGUUGACGGAGGGAGACGCUUUAACUCUCUACUGCAUCGCUUCAGGAGGUCGUCCGCCCCCAGAGGUAACCUGGUGGAAGGGUACGACCCUCUUGUCCAAUCGUAGCGUGAGCGUGGGUGAGGACGGUACACUGCUGGCAUCACACGAGGAGGGUGACGAUGUGGUACACACUGUGGGCGUAGGCGUGGGCGUGCGCUAUGUCAGGACCGCCCUCAUCAUCCCCGCCCUCACUAGGGACUACGCCCACGCUAACAUCACCUGUCGCGCCUCUAACAACAAUAUUACGGAGCCCAUGUCCACCACGCUCUACCUGGAGCUAUAUACUCGCCCGGCCUCGGUGGUGAUCAGGCCACCGACGGAGCCGCUAGUGGAGGGUAGUCAGACGCGGCUGGAGUGUGUGGCUGCCGGGGCUUACCCUUCCGCGGUCAUCGUGUGGGAGAAGACACUCGCAGGACGCUCUACGGUGCUGAAGGCAACGUCACUGCGACUCGGGGAGGUGACGUCGUCAUGGCUGACACUGGUGCCAGAGGCUGAGGACCACGGUGCCACCCUCACCUGCCGAGCCCACAACCCUAACAUCCCCGUCCACGCUGCCACCACCUCCACAGCACUGCAGAUUACCUUUGCGCCGAGGGUGACGCUAAGACUCGGGUACAACCUCCAGACACGGCCGGUCACCGAGGGCGAGGAUGUCUACUUCGAGUGUGAGGUGGCCAGCAACCCUCCGCCCCAUGCCAUCACCUGGUACAAGGACGGCUUGGAGGUGACGCACGACCUCAGAGGUGGUGUGUUGGUCUCCAACAACAACCUGGUGCUGCAGAUGGUGAGACGGACCUCAGCUGGCAACUACACCUGCGCCGCCACCAACACACUGGCCACCACCACCAGUAACAUUAUGGUCCUCGACAUUAAAUACCUACCGGUGUGCGUAGGUGGUCCUCAAACAGUGACCGUGGCGGAGGGGGAGGACGUACGACUCGCCUGUAGGGUAGACGCCAAACCCGAGGACGACCUCCGCUUCACCUGGUACUUCAACAACACCCUCGACACCGUGGAGGUCGAGAGACACCGCAUCCAGGUCCGCCCUGGCCUCAGCUUCCUCGAUUACACCCCGAGGUCAUCCAGGGACUACGGGAUUCUCUCUUGCUGGGCCACCAACACCGUGGGCACUCAGGCUGACCCCUGCCAGUUCACAGUCCUCGAGGCAGGUCCCCCGGAGAGAGUCGAGGAUUGCCAACUGGUUAACCACACUGGGGGUACACUGGAGGUGCGGUGUUCCCCAGGGAACGACGGCGGGCUGCCCCAGUGGUUCGUGGGCAGGGUGUAUGACGCUACCACUCACACUCUGCUCGAUACCCUAGAGGAGGCAGUGCCCAGGUUCCAGGUAGGAGGGUUGACCCCUGGCCAGGACUACCUCAUCACCAUCACUGCCAUCAACGAGAAGGGAGCCAGCGAGCCUGAGGAGAUUGAUGCUAUACGACUCAAGGUGGCCGAGAAGCGGAUGGGCGAGGUGUCGUCGGUGGGCGUGUCUCCUCUUGUGGGCGUGUUCAUUGGUCUGGUGGGCGGCUUCGUCGGUCUGCUCCUACUGGGCGUCUCCCUCACUCUCCUCCGAUCAUACAGAUGCAGGUGUCUGCGGCCCACGGAGAGUGGGCGGGAUGCGGGCGGCGUGGGGCCGCCCUCGCCGACUACCAAGACCACCCCCACCACGCCCGUCCACCACCCACAGUCUGACCCACAAGCCGGUCCUGAUGUUCUUAUAUCUGCCACCUUAGAGCGGGUGCCGUCAAGCAGCACGACCUCGCGGGCGAGGGUGGUCAGCAGUUACGGAGGCGACGACAACACCCAAGACGACACUCAAUCCAUGGCGCCCCCAGCGCUGUGGCCCAGUCGCAUGUCCUCCUCAGUCUGAAGUGAGUCGUGGCCCAUAAAAAAGGACCACAGACCACUUAGAGACCAUCGUGAGGGCCAACCAAUCCUGGUGUCAGAUGUCCAGCCUGACCCACUAGGACCCGCCCACAUCCCUUACAGGACCCCCAAGUGUAUUUUCAACUGAUCCUUCAGGAUAAAACCCAACUGAAUUCAACACAUCACGACUCUAAGUUACGGAGUUUUUCUUUUUUACAAAUCAUAACUAAAUGCCACUUCGAACAGUGUCGGAGGAUUCAACCCUGUGAGAUGUAAAGAUGUAUCACAGGACCACGACUGUACGCUGCACUGUUGUACAGUGUCCUGCAGUACAUGCAGUGUCCUGUAGUACAUUCAGUGUUGUACACUGCCCUGCAGUACAUUCAUUGUUGCACAGUGUCCUGCAGUACAUGCAGUGUUGUACACUGCCCUGCAGUACAUGCAGUGUUGCACAGUGUCCUGCAGUACAUAGUGUUAUACACUGCCCUGCCGAAUUAAAGACAGAGAUACCAGAUUGAUGCACAUGUGUGCCAGUGUUACACACGUGUACCAGAAUGUUGCACAUGUGUACCAGUGCUGCACAUGUCUCAUUCAUGUGUAUGUAUUGUUUACAAUCAGUAAGUUCCUUCAGGACCCACACAGUUCAUCCUCAAACAGCACAAAGCGACACAGGAAAAAAAAAAUUCUGAAGACAGUAAAUUAUUCUAAUUUUCACCACUUAUAAUUACCAUAAUCUACUAUACAGUAUAAAACAAAUCCACAAAUAACCCGCACAUAGGAGAAAGAAAAGCUUAUAACGACGUUUCGGUCCGACAUUGGCCAUUCAGUGUGACUUGUGAAUGGUCCAAGUCGGACCGAAACGUCGUCAUAAGCUUCUCUCUCCUAUGUGCGAGUUAUGUGUAUUGUUCCAGUCACGUGUGCCUUUUUGUUCUUUCUAAAACAGGUCAUUAAUUCAGUAAAUAAUUUACAGGAUUAAAAAAAACUUCAAUCCCUUAAAAUUAACCUCAAAUUCAUUUACUGGAAGAAAGAAAAUGAUAUUUAAAAAAGAAACUGAUCAGACUGUCACAAAAAUUUUUAAUUCAUUCGUUCCGUCUAUGAGUUUCAUAUUUGGAAUUCACAUUUUUUUUUUCCGUAAAUUUUUUUUUCUCUCAAUUUCACCUAACAUUCGUGAAAGAGUUGUGACACUCGACUGGGCGAGGUUGCGAAAUACAGCUGGUUUGGUGAUGCCACCUGCACACUGCCACGUGUUCCCUGACUCUGAAACUUGUUUCCUGAUAAUUACACGUGUUUUCUGACGAUGAAACCUGUUUUCUGAUGAUUACACGUGUUUUCUGACGAUGAAACCUGUUUUCUGAUGAUUACACGUGUUUUCUGACGAUGAAACCUGUUUCUUGACAGUUACACGUGUUUUCUAACAAUGAAACCUGUUUCCUGACAAUUACACGUGUUUUCUAACAAUGAAACCCGUUUCCUGACAACUACACGUGUUCCCUGACACCUACACAUGUUUCCUGACACCUACACAUGUUUCCUGACACACAUGUUUCCUGACACAUACACAUGUUUCCUGACACACAUGUUUCCUGACAACUACACAUGUUUCCUAACACCUACACAUGUUUCCUGACAUUUACACGAGUUCCCCAACAAGAGUUCAACUACUUUCCUACAGUAUUCACUCCCGUGAAGAGUAUUACACAUGUCAUACAUAUCACAGGUAAUACCUUCCAAGUAUCAUGUAUCAUUGAAAGUGUAUGAGGAGACUUAUGUACAUAAUUUUUUAAUGUGUAAAUAAAGUUAUGGCAGAAGUAUGUAUGUCUCAAAUAUAAGUGUGUAAUACAAGUGUGAAAAUAAAGAUAACUGUAC